Molecule: messenger RNA, 737 nt
Organism: Triticum aestivum (bread wheat)
Lineage: Eukaryota; Viridiplantae; Streptophyta; Magnoliopsida; Poales; Poaceae
Exons: 3
Coding region: 134-541 (135 amino acids)
Source: RefSeq, a predicted model, not a curated record
GGCCAGGGUUAUAAAUAUAGCUAAGGGCUCCGUACAUUGGCCUCGUACCCACCUUCCUCUGGCGCCGGCCAAAUACUGAGAUCCGAUCGCGGAGACGUGCUCCCAUCCAGCCAAGUUCUUCCGUCCAGCUAGGAUGGGUCGCGACAGGCCGAACAAGUCAGACCAUGGCAAAGGUGAUGCCAAGACGUCGAAGCACUACGGCAGCAGCGAUGCCGGAGGUUCAUCCAGUAGCCGCCGUCACAAGGAUCGCUCAGCUCCUAUGGCGCCUUCUAGGUCGGGAAGCAGGUCCGACACGGUGGAGUACACCUGUUUGUCGCCGCCCUUGCCGCCGCCGGGCAGCACGGCGCCGCGGAGUUCACGCCACCGACCCAACCACACUUCCAAAACCUCCGAAGGAACCGUCAUUGCUAUUGACUCCGACGCUCCGUUGGAUAUCCCUGAGGACCAGCUAGAGGAUGUAUUGCCGCACGUCGUCGUGAGCGACGGCGCUCAGCGCCUCUUGGCCAAGGCGAUGGAGAUGACUGAGCAGCCUGUGGCCUAGGCCACGUCUCCAGUGAAGGAUGCUCCCGCGGUGACACUUGCACCGCCGUCGGUGCAUGAUCCGGUGGUGAAGUCAGGGCCACCGAUGACAGGUAGCCCGGCGGAGAAGUCUUUGUCUCCGGCACCAUCAACCGGUGCAACAGAAGUGGGCAACAAGCGAUCACCUGGCGAUGUAGAUGUUGGGGUAGUCUCCAAGA